Molecule: messenger RNA, 1018 nt
Organism: Dromiciops gliroides (monito del monte)
Lineage: Eukaryota; Metazoa; Chordata; Mammalia; Microbiotheria; Microbiotheriidae
Gene: NMU
Product: neuromedin U
Exons: 10
Coding region: 217-768 (183 amino acids)
Biological process (GO): regulation of smooth muscle contraction
Molecular function (GO): neuromedin U receptor binding
Source: RefSeq, a predicted model, not a curated record
AAAGCAGGCUCGACCCACGGGUUCUGGAGAUUUAAAAGUUUGGGGAGAGAAGAACUGUCAGAUCGGCAGCUCCACAGUGGGAAGCAAAGACCAGGGGCUCCCAGGACGCUCGAGUCCACUAGGAGGAGCCUGUGGGAAACUUGGGGAGCACAGACGUGCUCGGCUGUAGAAAUCCAUAACCCAACAAGCAUCUCUGGGCAGCGGGAAAACUCAAGGAUGCCCAGAGAUCACAGCUGCCGUCAGCUGCCUCCGCUGACUGGCUACGGCAGGUCUGAGAAACAGCUGCUGGGACGUGGGCGUCCAGCUGCUCGGCUCCUCCUGCUGCUCCUGGCCUCCUGGGCGUGCGUCUGCCAAGGUGUUUCAAUAUCACCUCUGGCAAUACAGACAGACAAAGAGUUACAGCUGUGGACUGAGCUAGAUAAUGCUUGUUCAGCUUUCCUGUCUAUUGACGCCCAGCCUCAGGUAUCCAGUGAACUGGAAGACCUUUGCUAUAUGAUUAUGGGAAUUUUGACAAAACCACAGGAAUCAGAUGAAAAGGACAAUACCAAAAGGUUCUUAUUUCAUUAUUCUAAGACACAUAAUUCGGGUAACUCAGAUGUAAUGUCAUCUGUUGUCCAUCCUUUGCUGCAACUCGUUCCUCAACUGCACGAGAGAAGAAUGAAGAGGUUCAAAGUGGAUGAAGAACUCCAAGGACCUGGAAGAAUUCAAAGUCGGGGUUACUUUUUAUUCAGGCCACGCAAUGGAAGAAGGUCCACAAGUUUCCAAUAAAAUAAAAGGCCUUUGAACUACUUUUACGUCCCAGAAGUGGCAGUGCAGAGAACUUUAAAAAUUUUUUUUUGCUCAAAUAAUAUCAACCAAUCAAUUGUACAAUUUUUGAGAAUUCCUUGGAAUAUAAAUGCACCCCAAUUAGAUUUAGUUAAGAAUGUAAAUGUUUGUUUAAUUUCAUCUUUAAAUGUUCCCUUGUAGUCUAAUUCUUACAAGUAUGUUUAAUUAAACUGUGACUUUUGCAUGUCAGAUA